Molecule: messenger RNA, 1460 nt
Organism: Anneissia japonica
Lineage: Eukaryota; Metazoa; Echinodermata; Crinoidea; Comatulida; Comatulidae
Exons: 4
Coding region: 144-911 (255 amino acids)
Biological process (GO): signal transduction
Molecular function (GO): protein binding
Source: RefSeq, a predicted model, not a curated record
UGCGAGUCUAACAAAAAGGCAAACACAGUAUUUAUAUAAUAAUAUUAUAUAUUGUGUGUGCUUUGCGAUGAUGGUUGAAUGUAUUCUACGUCUGUUCAACACAAUACCCGAAAAUCCUUGAAACGAUCAGAUCAGUUCUUACGAUGGCACCCCGACAAGCAUUGACGUUAGACAUGCUGGUAAGAAGAAUGCCAUUCAAUGCACGUCAGAAAAUGUCCAAGAUGCUGGAUCCAGAAUCACUCACAGGCUGGAAGGCACUGGCAGGAUCGCUUGUAAAUCCACGAACCAAUAGAUAUUACACGACUAACGAUAUAGAAAAUUUUGCCUUGGAAUUCAGACGACAAAACAGUCCAACAGAAGCAGUACUUAGAGAUUGGGGGACCAGUGAACCAACAGUUGGACUACUCAUACAAAUCCUAUUGGAUAUUGGUAGAACUGAUGUUAUAAACGAAAUUAUGCCAGGAUAUUUUAACCACCAUGAGGUUGUAGACGGUGGUGCUGGAGAUCAGAAUAAUCAUAUUGCUGUGCGCCGAAAUGAAGACCAGAAUCUGCAUGCAGUUGACCAAGUGGCUGCAUAUCAAGAUGUACAUGAUGGUAAUGCGGUUGCAGGCCAUGUACAUGCAGUUGCAGAUCAAGAUGUACAUGGUGGCCAUGCGGUUUCAGACCACGUACAUGAUGACCAGGUGGCUGCAAACCAAGAUGUACAUGAUGACCAGGCGGUUGAAAACCAAGAUGUACAUGAUGGCCAGAUGGUUGCAGACCAAGAUGUGAAACAGAGUGACCAUGAGUUAGAGGAACAUGCUGAGAAACAGAAUGACAUGACGGCUGGAAAUCAAAACUGUGAACAAUGUAACAAGGGAGAUACAACUCCAGAUAUUCUAACAAAUUUUAAAUUACUUAAAUUGAAUUAAAAUGUAUAAUUUCUAUAUUGAUUCAUUCAUAUAAUUUCUAUAUUGAUUCACUCUUACUUGUACAGUAAUUAUUCAAAAUAUAGGAAAUGGAAGUUGAUAAAUUUAUUCUUUUUUUUAAAUUUGACAGUUUAAUUUAACUUCUUAAAGGUAUUUUCCAGCUUAUACAGCACAUGCAGUCAUUCUAAUGCAUCAUUAACCAACAAAUUUUCAUCUAUUAGUAUUGUUCAUAUUAGUUUAAUCAACAUUACGAUUAUUCUUUUACUGUACUGUAAUUGCAUAUUUUUUUUCGUUUGAAAUAUUUCACUAUAAAACGUUGAUAUAAUUAAUUAUGUAUCUAGAUGAAUAUAUACAGACUAUCAGUUAUUUCUAAAACGUAUUACUUUGAAAAUACUUAUGUGGUUGAAAGCAUUCAUUUUGAUUACCAUUUCCAUAGUUAUGUUUUAAUUACGAUUAGUUUGUAUGGACAAUAACAGUAUGUGAUAUUAACACUAAUUAACGCCUUAAUUAAACAAUGUAAGCUCUCAGUAAAAUCUCGUAAAUGUAAAUAUA